Molecule: messenger RNA, 719 nt
Organism: Corticium candelabrum
Lineage: Eukaryota; Metazoa; Porifera; Homoscleromorpha; Homosclerophorida; Plakinidae
Exons: 4
Coding region: 71-517 (148 amino acids)
Source: RefSeq, a predicted model, not a curated record
AACAACUGUCCCGUAUGUUAUGCUACUUCACGUAAUCUAGUCUGGUAACUACGUACGCAAAGCAGGAAGUAUGGGUCUGCUUUUCAUCUUUGUCUUGGCAGGACUUUGCGCAGGGACGUCGUUGGCGUGCUAUGACAACAACGACAAUUUUCAAAUCUGUACCGGGCAUUAUUAUUCGGGUGACAGCGUGAUAUACACGGGGGAAACUGAGUGCUGUGAGUGCAGCAGCGGUUGCUGCACACCUGACGAGAAUAGCCUCUGUGACACAGCUAAAAGCAUUCUAUCUAAACUUCCUACAUGGGCUUGGGUUUCCAUUGGAGUUGGCGGCGGUGUGUUUCUGCUAAUUCUUAUUAUUGGCUGUUGCUGUUGCUGUGGAUGCUGUUCGUCUGGCACACGGACUAUCACUUCAUAUUCUGAAGGCACGUCUGGAGGGAUGACUGUUGUAGCUUCGUCAAGUCAAGCGCAGAUGAACAGUCCAGUCGCUAAUGGCUCGUACGGCUACAAUAGAUUUGUUUGAAGUUGCUGGCGACUGAUUGUCUGGAUUUUUGGUGUUUGUAUUUGGACAUUCGGGUAUCUGCUUCAUAGUCUAGACCGUACGUCUGCUGGUAGUUGUUUGAAUUGAAAUGGGAACACGGUAGCUUGUUGUUGCAUCCUAGAUUAUAGUUUGUUGUUGUUACUAAGCAUGACUGUGAUUUGGAAAAUUUUUUGUUCACAUCCGG